Messenger RNA from Portunus trituberculatus (swimming crab), 1235 nucleotides. Its product is annotated as proteasome subunit beta type-7-like. Gene Ontology annotation, cellular component: proteasome core complex. Gene Ontology annotation, molecular function: threonine-type endopeptidase activity. The transcript has 6 exons. NCBI's taxonomy places the organism in Eukaryota, Metazoa, Arthropoda, Malacostraca, Decapoda, Portunidae. The record is from RefSeq and is a predicted model, not a curated record. Bases 103 to 927 code for a protein of 274 amino acids.
UAAUUACAAGUUUACAUAAGCCGUAUCUAGGAGCGGCGGAGCAGAGUUGUGUUUGUCAUUCCCGUCAGUGUUGUGCGUCCGCUCCGCUCACACUUCGAAGCCAUGGUGGAGGAAAACGAGAGGCCGCAGGCUGGCUUUCAGUUCAGCAACUUUGGGAGAAAUGAAGCUUUGGUGGCCAGAGGAUUUCAGAUGCCAAAGAGCCGUAAGACUGGCACCACCAUUGCUGGCAUAGUCUUUAAGGAUGGUGUGGUGCUGGGGGCAGACACACGAGCCACUGAGGGAGACAUCGUGGCUGACAAGAACUGUUGCAAGAUUCACUACUUGCAGCCAAAUAUGUACUGCUGUGGAGCAGGUACGGCAGCUGACUUGGAGAUGACCACACAGAUGAUGGCCAGUCAGCUGGAGCUCCACCGACUCAACACCGGCCGUCAGGUGCCUGUCAUAGCCGCCAACACCAUGCUGAAGCAGAUGCUGUUCCGUUAUCAGGGCUAUGUUGGUGCUGCCCUGGUGCUCGGUGGUGUUGACAAGUACGGCUCCCACAUCUAUUCCAUUCAUCCCCACGGCUCCACUGACCGCCUGCCCUACACCACCAUGGGCUCCGGCUCCCUGGCUGCCAUGUCCGUCUUUGAAUCUCGGUGGAAGCCUAACAUGGAGCUGGAUGAAGCCAAGCAGCUGGUGAGGGAUGGCAUUGCAGGGGGUGUGUUCAAUGACCUCGGCUCUGGCUCCAAUAUUGACCUGUGUGUCAUCACCAAGGACGGCGCCACAAUGACACGCCCCUAUGAUGUGGCCAAUGUGAAGGGCCAGAGAGUUGGCAAGUACGAGUACAAACGCGGGGUGACCGAAGUGCUCAACACUGUUGUGCGGCCCAUUGAGGUUGUGUCUGAGACAGUCAAGAUGGUAUCGGAGGAGGAAAUGGAUACUGCUUAGCCACGCUGGCCUCUAAUUCAAUAAUCAUGGAUGCUAUUUACAAGCUUAUUGUUUUAAUUCACAUAGAAUGUGAAUUUGUUUAUUCAUUUCUCAGUAAUCCUGUGUCUAUGAUAACUAAAAUAUUUAGAAUAUCCUCAUAUUUGGAACACACAUUGCUGCAACUGUUUGGUAAGAAAUUCUAUGAUCUAAAAGUGUUUGAUUAAGCAGAGGUGGGGGAAAGAACAGUUGCCAGUUACAUCUGUGUGGCUUUUUAGGAGAGGCACAAGUAGUCAGCUGUGUGUUUGAAUAAAACUGUGUGAGAUUUGUAA